Messenger RNA from Suncus etruscus (white-toothed pygmy shrew), 1064 nucleotides. It is a transcript of the gene MRPL39, whose product is annotated as mitochondrial ribosomal protein L39. NCBI's taxonomy places the organism in Eukaryota, Metazoa, Chordata, Mammalia, Eulipotyphla, Soricidae. Gene Ontology annotation, cellular component: mitochondrion. Gene Ontology annotation, molecular function: nucleotide binding; RNA binding. The record is from RefSeq and is a predicted model, not a curated record. The coding region runs from base 14 to 1018 and encodes 334 amino acids. The transcript has 10 exons.
CCGUGCGCAGGACAUGGCUGCAGGCUUGCUGAGUCCGCGCCUCUGCCCGGCGCCCGGCCGGGCUGCCUGGAGAUUUAUAGCAACUUCACCGGCUUCUCGGCUGUCUCCCAACGAAUUGGUAGAAGUGCAGAAUGCCGUCUUUCACAAAGAGAAACAGAGGCAGCUGUCAUUAAUCCCCCGGACUGAAAAGAUUGAAGUGAAGCACGUUGGGAAAACAGACCCUGGCACCAUAUUUGUGAUGAACAAGAACAUUUCAACUCCUUAUAGUUGUGCAAUGCAUUUAAGUGAAUGGUACUGUAAGAAAUCCAUAUUGGCGCUUGUGGAUGGCCAACCUUGGGACAUGUAUAAGCCUUUGACCAAGUCCUGUGAAAUUCAGUUUCUUACUUUCAAAGAUCAGGAUCCACGAGAAGUGAAUAAGGCAUAUUGGCGUUCUUGUGCUAUGAUGCUGGGCUGUGUGAUCGAAAGGGCAUUCAAGGAAGAAUAUGUGAUCACUUUGGUUCGAGCUCCAGAAGUUCCUGUCAUUGCUGGUGCCUUCUGCUAUGAUGUAGUAUUGGAUAAGAGACUUGAUGAAUGGACGCCAACAAAAGGGAACCUACGUUCCUUCACAAAUGAUGCUCGUACAUUGAUUUAUAAAGAUCUUCCAUUUGAAACUCUGGAUGUUGAUGCGAAAGUAGCAUUAGAAAUAUUUCAGCACAACAAGUAUAAAAUGGAUUUCAUAGAAAAGAAGGCAUCUGAGAAUCCUGAACGAAUAAUCAAGCUGCACAGGUUCGGUGACUUCAUUGAUGUCAGCGUGGGCCCUCUUAUCCCAAGAACAAGUGUUUGUUUCCAGUAUGAAGUAUCAGCGGUUCACAAUCUUCCGGCCACUGAGCCAAAUCUUGUACGAAGAUUCCAGGGUCUCUCCUUACCUGUUCACUUAAGAGCACAUUUUACAAUAUGGAAUAAACUAUUGAAAAGAUCUCAGAAAAUGGUAACCGAAGAGCAAACUGAAACUCCAGAGGAAAAUUCAUCUACCAAGUGACUUCCUAAAAGUCAAAUAUGUAUAGUAAAUUAAAAAGUUUUUUUUU